This is a messenger RNA of Prosopis cineraria, 1444 nucleotides long. RefSeq lists its product as uncharacterized. The coding region runs from base 53 to 1186 and encodes 377 amino acids. The record is from RefSeq and is a predicted model, not a curated record. NCBI's taxonomy places the organism in Eukaryota, Viridiplantae, Streptophyta, Magnoliopsida, Fabales, Fabaceae. Gene Ontology annotation, biological process: signal transduction. The transcript has 5 exons.
CAUCUAUCUUUUGCCGGUGGAAUUUGUACUUUUACUAUUAAAAUUGGCUGUAAUGACCAUAAUGUUAUCUUCUUUUGCACAAGGAUUGAGACCUGAUGCAUUCCUGAGUUUUCAAGCAAAAGAUUCCAGCAUUUUGGCUGACAAACUAUACAAUGCUCUGCAUGAGAGUAAGAUUAAUGUUUUCAAAGAUGUUGAGAGCUUGGAAUUGGGGAAACAUAAUUGUCGAACUCAGCUCAAAGCAUUAAGAGAGUCUAGGGUUUCAAUUAUUGUAUUCUCUUCAUCCUAUGGUGUUUCUCCUUGGUGUCUUGACACACUUGUUUUGAUCAUCAAUGAUAUGAAAACAAAGGGCAAAUUGGUUUUGCCAGUUUUCUACAAAGUAAAUCCUUCAGGCGUCCAUCCAACAGGAAGUCUUCAUUUAACAGUGGCCCAGUAUGAAAGCAUGCUCAAUGAUGAUGAUGAGACAAAGGAGUACGAGCGGAAGUUGGCUUUGUGUGAAGCAGCUCACAUGCAUGGUUGGAGCAUCAAACAACAGGAAGAAUUUGAUGCAAUUAUCCCACGCAUUGUUGAAGAAGUCUCUCGUGGCAAUUGUUGUGAACAUCAAAUGAGAUCUGCAAAGUCCACUGAGAACACUAUCCGUUAUCAAGGACGUCCAAGACAUGACGUAUUCCUGAGUUAUAGAGAAACGAAACGAUCCAACAUUUUCGUGGACAAUCUAUAUGAUGCUCUAUAUGAGAGCAAGAUUAAAGCUUUCAAAGAUGUUUGGAGCUCCGGAUGCAGGGAAGAUUUUUGCCCACCAGUGCUCAGAGCAAUUGAAGAGUCCAGCAUUUUUGUUAUUGUAUUCUCUGAAUACUAUGCAUAUUCUCCAUGGUGUCUUGACACGCUUGCAAGGAUCCUUGAUAGCAUUGAAACAAAUGACAAAGUGGUUUUGCCAGUUUUCUAUGAUGUAGAUCCUUCAGACGUGAAAUAUCAAACAGGAAGUUUUGGAUCAGCAUUGGCCGACCACGAAUGCAAAUUCAUGGAUAGCAUGGAAAAGGUGCAGAGGUGGAAGUUGGCUCUGUCUGAAGUAUCUCAUGUGCAUGGUCGAAGCUUGAAAGAAGGGGAAGAACAUGAUGUUAUCCCAAGCAUAGUUGAAGACGUUUAUGCUCUCAUUUGCGUUGAUCAUUCAACAAACUCUGGAGUCAAUUGAGAACAAUGCAUGCUAUAUAUAUCAAGUGACUCACUGGUGAAAUGCAUAACAACCCCAGGAGUUUACAAGGAACUUUGCGGAGUUAACAGAGACCAUAAUGAGUAAUAAGAUUGUUUUUUUGUCGUUCCUCUUUUCUUAGCAAGUUACUGUUGACAUUUUAAGGCAUGGCAUUUCUUAUACUUGCCUUCCACUAAUUGAAUUUUAAUCAGUUUUGCAAUACGGGUUAGAUGGUGACCAGUGAAGUCGAUUAUGAUUUUA